This is a messenger RNA of Aspergillus niger, 1209 nucleotides long. RefSeq lists its product as uncharacterized. The record is from RefSeq and is a predicted model, not a curated record. The transcript is spliced from 2 exons. Lineage: Eukaryota; Fungi; Ascomycota; Eurotiomycetes; Eurotiales; Aspergillaceae. Bases 1 to 1209 code for a protein of 402 amino acids.
AUGCCUCCUCCUCUCUUACAACAGAUUCAUGCAGUGCUCCCGCAACACUGUGAACCGACAACCCCAUUCCUCGCGGCCGUGUCCUCCUACCUCCACAUCUGCCUCCCCACACCGUUAGCCUUCGUCUCCUCCGUUCUCGGAACCCUCAGCAUCGUGUCAUGGCUCUUCGCUCAGCUCCCACAAAUAUACAAGAAUUAUCAAAUCCAGUCGACGGCUGGCUUGUCACUGUUUUUCCUCGUGGAGUGGUGUCUGGGUGAUACUAGUAACCUCCUGGGUGCUCUGCUCACCCGGCAGGCAGGCUGGCAGGUCAUCGUGGCUGCUUACUAUGUCUGCGUUGACGUGACUCUGGUCUUCCAAUACUUUUGGUACACACACUAUAGGGGACACUCUUCCGAUCACGCCCCACGUUCUACAGAGUCCCCCUUGCCGUCAAAUCCCAAAGACAUGAAAGAUAUCAAGGAACCUGCGGUGCCGAGUUCCAACGGGCAAUCUCCUUCUUACUCCAAUGAGAAACUGAGCUCCUCUAAGCGCUCAAUCACCCGAUCCAGCAGUGGCCCCAGCCUCCCAAUUGGGUCCCCACGCACUCUGCUGCUUGCAUCAAUGCUGUGCGCCGUCGUGGCCAAUGCUGCUCCGACAGAGCAGCAAACAACAUCCGAAUCCUCACAGAAGACUCUCGAGAUCCUCGGCCGGAUCAUCUCCUGGAUGUCAACAUUCCUCUACCUCGGCUCGCGGCCACCCCAACUAUACAAGAACUACUGCCGGAAGAGCACAUCAGGCCUCUCCCCAUUACUAUUCAUGGCUGCCUUUUGCGGGAACCUCUUCUACUCCGCCUCCCUUCUUACCAAUCCUAAUGCUUGGUAUGAUUUCCCUGCCUAUGGGGGUGGUGGCUGGGCCGAUGCAGAUGGCAACGACCGCCUUGAAUGGGUUACCCGAGCUACUCCCUUCUUCCUUGGCGCCUUCGGUGUGCUAGCCUUUGACGGACUCAUGGGCGUGCAGUUCCUCAUGUAUGGAACCCGGGAUGACGAGUCUAUCAUGCAAGUUGAAGACCCCAAAGACGGACGUAGUCGUUGGACCCGCGUUCGGGGCUGGAUGAGGGGCUGGAUCCCUUCAGUGUCCCCUGCGCGACGGCUUCGCUCUGACGCCACAGUCUCUUCAGAGGAGAACCAAUCUCUCCUGCAGAAUGAGCGGGAGAGAUACGGUACAGUUUGA